Coregonus sp. 'balchen' is the source of this 1882-nucleotide messenger RNA. The record is from the annotation of a GenBank genome assembly. Lineage: Eukaryota; Metazoa; Chordata; Actinopteri; Salmoniformes; Salmonidae.
AUGAGGCUCAACAAUACACCACUGACUAGCCGUAUCACCUCUUACUGCACUACAAACAUCCUUCCCUCCUCUGUGAAGAUGUCCAGCUCUGUAACAACCACCACUAACGGGGUGGUGGUCAUCACCCAUGUACACCCUACUGGAAACGAGAUGGGGGUCGCGGGGGUUGCUUCUGCCCCUCACUGUUUGGGACAGACGGUCUACUCAGCGCUGGGAAGUUUCCGGGCGGGGCAUCCAAAAGCGCUGGGGGUAAGAAUUUCUGUUUUACAUCAUUAGAAAAAAAAUGUGAAAUAAAAAACAACCAUUUUGGUUGAAUGUAUUGGAAGAAGAGAAAAAUGAAUUUCCUGCUUUGUACUUUGUUUUUCUCUCACAGACCGUACAGAUCAUGAUUGGUUUGCUGAUGCUGUUGACAGGAAUCGUGAUGGCUACAGGACCACGAGUAGACAAUAUUGGAGUAUUUAGUGGAAUAUUUGUCUGGGGAUCUAUCAUUGUGAGUGAGCUGCUCUGUCUAACAAUCAUUUCUUAAAUGUCCUGUCUUCAUGCAAACAAAACAUCCUAAUAAUUGAAUCAUGUCACAUUUUGAAAAGAAAUGCAUUAAAAACAAAUAUGUCAAAAAAUGAAAAAAAUAUAAAAUCUUUCAUUUAAGUUAAUGCUUUAUAACGAAUGACUUAACUAAUGACUUUUAUCAACGUAUAUGUAUUUGGAUAGGCCUAUGCCAUUCAUACACUCAUGCAUUUCAAUUUGUAUGGAAUUCUAUGUGGGAGUAAUUCAACUUGAAUUUGAACUUUGGUCAUACUGUAGAAAUAUGUUUGUCCCACAUGGUACCUUACACCCUAGAUAGUGCACUACCUUUGUAGUGUACUAUGUAGAGAAUAGGGUGCCAUUUGGGACACAGGCUUGUAUAAUCUCUUCCUUGUUCCUUCUCAGUAUGUCAUUGCAGGCUCUCUAACUGUUGCUGCUGACAACAAACUGAACAAAUGUCUGGUCAGUAUCAAUUAUUCUUUCUUCAAUAAAGUUUAGGCUUUUGAUUUAUAAAGUUCCACUCUAUUUCAAAACACAGAAUCUACUUUACAUAUAGGCCCACAUUUUUUCAUUCAACCUGCUUGUUUUCCUCCCACAACACAAGCAGUGGGGUGGGCACUGGCGAUUCAGCAACUGCAGAUCGCCCCUUUAAUAAAGACUUGUAAUAAUUAUUGUCAACACACUGUAUUCUAUAUUGCAUUUCAUUCUUCAGAAAUGUUCAUCCACAACCAAUCAUUCAUUCCCAUGUCCUCUUUCUGCUCUCUGUACCUUAGGUGAAAGGCUCCCUGGGAAUGAAUGUUGUUGCCACGGUUACUGCUUUAACUGGCAUCAUCCUCCAUUCUUUAGACGGUGCUGGGAUCCUCUACUCCUGUUACUAUCCAGAAAAUCCUCCAUACUAUGUCUGUCAACAGUAUUGGGUAUAUACCAAAUGCUUAUUCCUUUGGUCAGGAGAUAUUUGUAAAUCGGUAAAGGGGUAUUUAUAUAAUCUAUAAUCGUAUUACUAGACUAUUGUACGUACUGUUGAAUGUUUUUUUAUUAUUUAAAAAUUAUACACCAUUUGUAGCAUAUAUGUGACAACUCCAACCUGCAAGCAAUAGUGAAUUAGAUGCUAUUGAGUUAGUUUAUACUUCUUAUUAGCCCACACUGAAAUGGGAGUCAAAGUUUAAUUGUACAUAAUUGCUCCAAAAUGGCGGUGUAGUCUAGUUAACUGCUGUUUCCUGUUCCUCUCUGUCUAUAGGUCAGGUCCCAGGGAAUUUCAGGUGUUCUGGCUGUUUUCUCCGUGCUGGAGUUUAUAGUGUCCAUCUGUGUCUCAUCAUUCGCCUGCAUUGCUGUCUGCCAGUGCUGCCGUUCCACACCUGAG